AUGUCUUCCUGGGGAGACAAAGGAGCAGGGAAUCCAACAUCCAUGGUGACAGUGUCAGGGACUGAGGUUGGCCAGCAUCUCCAGGAAAUCAGAAACCAAAGCAGCGUCUCUGACUUCCUGCUCCUGGGCUUCUCUGCACACCCUGAGCGGCAGCCUCUCCUGUUCGGACUCUUCCUGGGCAUGUACCUGGUCACCAUGUUGGGGAACCUGCUCAUCAUCAUGGCCAUUGGCUCUGACCAGCACCUCCACACCCCCAUGUACUUCUUCCUGGCCAACCUGUCCUUCGUCGAUACCUGCUUCACCUGCACCAUUGUCCCCAAGGUGCUGGCGAACAUCCUGACACAGCGCCACGCCAUCUCCCACACUGGGUGCCUCGUGCAGAUGUACUUCUUCAUGGCGCUGACCCUGCUGGAUGACUUCCUGCUGGCCGUGAUGGCAUAUGACCGCUACGUGGCCAUCUGCCUUCCUCUCCACUACACCACGAUCAUGCGUCCCCAGCGCUGCCUGCUGCUGGUCGCCGCAUCCUGGCUCUGCUCCCACCUCCUGGCUUCCUCGCUCACCCUCCUCAUGUCUCAGUUCUCCUUCUGUGCCUCUCAUGCCAUCCCACACUUUUUCUGUGAUCUUCUCCCUCUCCUCAAACUUGCCUGUUCAGACACCCAGAUCUUUCAGGUCAUGAUGUUUGCUGAAGCAGCCCUCUCAGGUGUGGUCCCUCUCACCUGUGUCCUGGUCUCUUAUGCCCACAUCAUCCACACCAUCCUCAGGGUCCCCUCUGCUGUGGGGAAGCACAAGGUCUUCUCGACCUGUGGCUCUCACCUGUCAGUGGUUACUCUCUUCUAUGGGACGCUCUUUCUGGUGUAUUUCCAGCCCUCAUCCACCUAUUCAGCAGAAAUAGGAAUGGUGGCAUCUGUAGUAUAUACAAUGGUCAUCCCCAUGCUGAACCCCUUUAUCUACAGCCUGAGGAACAGUGACAUGAAGGGGGCUUUGUGGAGACUCCUUGGCUGGGGAAGAUGUUCCACAUCAUAA
Prionailurus viverrinus (fishing cat) is the source of this 1023-nucleotide messenger RNA. RefSeq names its product olfactory receptor 1G1-like. The transcript is spliced from 2 exons. Gene Ontology annotation, cellular component: membrane. Gene Ontology annotation, molecular function: olfactory receptor activity; G protein-coupled receptor activity. The coding region runs from base 1 to 1023 and encodes 340 amino acids. NCBI's taxonomy places the organism in Eukaryota, Metazoa, Chordata, Mammalia, Carnivora, Felidae. The record is from RefSeq and is a predicted model, not a curated record. Gene Ontology annotation, biological process: G protein-coupled receptor signaling pathway.